GGGGAUGAGGGCAUGGAGAUCAAGAGACAAAUCACAGGCAUGAUGAGGCUUCUGAGUGAUAAGACCAGCAGGGUAUAUCAGCGUGUGGGAACAGAGCAAGACACCUUAACAAAGGAGCCCCAGGAGAGGCACCUGGCAUGGGUACAUCAGCCUGUACCUUUGUCUCUUGUAUCAGAGGACCACCAGAGCAACAGCUGGAACUCUGCAGGGGACCCAGGGCCUUCUCCUUCAUCCGUAUCCACCCCCAUCCCCAACGGUCCAGGCUGUGGCCAGUACAGCACCCGCUCCAAAGCCCUGAGGAUCCUCAACAGCACAAAGCAUUUAAUCAAAGUGAAUGAAGCUAACGGUACAAUAUACGUAGUUGAGAAAACCAUCACUAACCAAUGCACCACUGACUUUCCAGCAGAUGUAGUACCCCCUGCUGUGCCAGAAGCCCCCUGCUGUAUGUGUAACUGUAAGGGCACCUUGCAGGCUAUUUUGCAGGAGCUACGUGCCAUGAGGAGAAUGAUGCAGACUCAAAAAGGUCAGCAGGAGCAGACAGCCUCACCAUGCCAAACUCGCCUCGGUCCAGGACCUGCUCCUCGUCGCAGGCCCCGCAAAAGGAGGCCAAUCUAUAAAGUGGCACCACUGACUGUGUCUAGCACUAGAAGGGCUGCUCUUACCCCUCUGGAGGCAUCACCACCUAUAGUGGCACUUGCGGAAUCUGGAAAGAGGGAGUCUGAGGUGCGUCUCGCUGAGGAUUAUGACGUAUUUAUCUCAAGGGCUCAGUUAGACUCCAUUCUCGUCAACUAUACACGCUCUGGGAGCCUGCUGUUCCGGAAACUGGUGUGUGCCUUCUUUGAUGAUGCUACCCUGGCCAACUCCUUACCAAAUGGUAAAAGAAAGAGAGGACUCAAUGAUAACAGGAAGGGCUUGGAUCAGAAUAUUGUGGGUGCUAUUAAAGUGUUUACAGAGAAAUACUGCACUGAACACAGAAUAGAGAAGUUGCCUGGGCCACGAGACUGGGUGCAGAUCCUUCAAGAUCAGAUCAAACUUGCCAGGAGGAGGCUGAAAAGAGAUGCUGCAGAAGCAGAAGAAGCCUUAAAUGGACCUUCUACAAGCUGCGACUAUAAGAAGCCUGCAAGUGUGGAAGGGACAGUGAUGAACAUGACUGGUUGAUUGAAGGACCUGCCACCAUGGC
Molecule: messenger RNA, 1180 nt
Organism: Seriola dumerili (greater amberjack)
Lineage: Eukaryota; Metazoa; Chordata; Actinopteri; Carangiformes; Carangidae
Gene: bend7
Product: BEN domain containing 7
Exons: 8
Coding region: 13-1158 (381 amino acids)
Molecular function (GO): DNA binding
Source: RefSeq, a predicted model, not a curated record